AAAUUCCGGUUUUCACUUCUAUAAAAAGGCGAGUGAAACUUGUAGAAAAAAUAUGCAGUUUACAUUUACACAAGAUCACAUUUUGUUUUUCAAGCCCACAAUCAUUUUUACUUGUCUUGAAAAAAUUUGUUUUUAAAAAUGCAAACAUUAAUUUUCCUUUUUAUCACAAUUUUUUUUGUUUCCAAAAUUAUGUGUGAUAGUUCAUGUUUAGUGGACAGAGAUGGAAACGACAUACUUGUUCGAAAUAGUAAUGUUUACAAGGUCGAGAAACAUGAAGUCUGGUUAACAAUUCCUGUAAAAAGUGAUGAAUAUCUAGAAAGAAAUUAUAUAGUUGACAUGCAAGAGAAAAAUAAUUUUUCAUUUGCAAAAACCAAUAAUGUUAUUUACAUGCAAGCUGUAGAUACUUUAGUUAUCUUUGUUUCUAGACUUUCUCCAAAUACUGAAUAUAGUUUUCGAGUUGUUGAUAAAAGUAAAAAUGAAUAUUACGAGAGCAAACAAGUUACUACAGAGAAGUACAGCGGACCUGAAAAACCGAAAGAGAAUAUGUUUUAUAUUUCAUUUGAGAAGAAUGAAGCAAUUUUAACUAGAAAAGAGCAUUAUCAUUGGCAAGAAAUAUCGACAUGAUACAGUAUCCAGUUUGUUCAAGUAGAUGGAAAUACUGAAAAUCUUAUUGAAACAGCAGUCUUAGAUGCAGAUACUAAUUCCAAUCAUUUUACUAAUCUCACACAAGGACGUAAAUAUAAAUUUAGAAUUAAGGCUCAAAAUAGAAUGGGAAUUUCUGAAUCUAUAGAUACUAGAGAAUACAUAGCAGGCAACUAUGAAAGACCAAUUGAGGUCUUAAAUUUUACGGACACAACAUGCACAAUCCUAUGGAAGAAACCAACAAAUGCGAUCAAAGAUAUGGUUAACAGCAUACAAGUUAUCGACAAGGGCGACAGAAAUAUUAAAACACGAUAUAUUUUUGCUUCUUCUGGAAAACCUUUUACUAUUUAUGACCUUUAUCCUGGAAACGAUUAUGCCUUUUCCGUUUCUACAAUGGAGGCACAACUGUCACCGUUUGCUGAAACAGAAUGUAGAACUACCCCUGUAAAAGUUAUACCCAAAAAACCUUCAGUGAAUUCUUUUAAUAUUUCAUUUUACUAUGGAGUUGUCCAAAUACAGUUGAUUGACGAUUCAAUUUACGAAGAUUGUAAAAAAGUAUACAAUGUUUUUAUUCACAAGAAAGAAGAAGGAGAUAUUUCAGUAGUACAUGAUCGAAUAACAUGCAGAAAUUAUACAGUCGGUCCUCAUUAUUUCGAACCAGGAACAUAUUUUAUUAUGAUCCAGUCCUGUCAUACAAGUACAGGAUGUUCUGCAUUAUUAAGAAGCAAAAAUUAUACUAUAGUAAAAAUGAAAGAGCCAACACCAUUAUUCUACAGAGUAUUAAAAACCACGGAUGAUUCAUGCACAAUCCAGUGGAUGAAAACAAGGAAUAUGUCAGACAUUCACUACGAAACUAUUUGGUUUUCUAAGAACUCUGUCAAUGAUGGAUAUAAAAUUAAUUUCAUUGUCAUUGGUACUGACAAUCAACCUUUUAAUAUUCAUACUGCCAAGGAUGCAUGCAUUGCUCAUCAUCAAAUAGUCACACCUGCUAAACCAAAAGAAAGUGAUUUUGAUAUAACAUUGCACAGUGUGGAUACUUUAUUCCCAAAGCGACAAAAUAUAACCACUAUAAAGUUGCACAAUAGUACUAAUAUUAAUUGUGAAUUAUUGUGGUAUGCAAUUCAAAUGUGCAUCUCAUUAAAUACUUGUUUCGAUAAGGAAAUUUUAAGAUGCAAUAAGGAUUUAAAUAUCGCAUCCACAUUUAAACCUGAUGUUUACUACUUCAAAAUUGCAACUUGUAAUAAAAUUGGAUGUUCUCAAUCAAUAAAUACCAAACUUUUAUGAUUACAUUCCAUCUGGGUCUCGGUCCUGGAAGUAAUUACAAUAUUAUUGUUGGUGUUCUUGACGGUUAUAACAUAAGCAGAAAAAAUAUUGGUGAGGAAUGCCACAUUUCUAUUUCUUAACGUAUAUAUUAUUAACAUAAUAAAAAUGUUUGCUGGAAAAAAACAUUUAUUU
This is a messenger RNA of Leptopilina heterotoma, 2097 nucleotides long. RefSeq lists its product as uncharacterized. The record is from RefSeq and is a predicted model, not a curated record. The transcript has 8 exons. Gene Ontology annotation, molecular function: protein binding. NCBI's taxonomy places the organism in Eukaryota, Metazoa, Arthropoda, Insecta, Hymenoptera, Figitidae. The coding region runs from base 769 to 1926 and encodes 385 amino acids.